GGCCCACUGACCUGCCGCCGUGGUGCCCCGCAGCACGGAAGGGGAAGAGGCCUUCCUCCCCUCCAGCAGCUCUCAUCGCCUCUUUUCCUCCACCCAGCGACGGUUUUGUUUCGCAGGGUUUCCUCGUUUACAGCAGGGCCGGGCUGGGCGCUGCAGGAUGCUGUGCUGAGCUCGGUGCCGAGGGUUCACGCACGCCAGCAGCCUGCCACGGCUGAUGGAAAAAAUCAUUCCCGGCGCCUUCUCGUGUUUUAAGGCUUCUGUGGGACACUGGGCGCUGCGUGUGCCUGGCUGUUUGCACGCCUCCUUCUCUUUGCCCGCAUAAGCGCAUCCUUCGUUCCUUUAUGUUUGUCCCCUCUCUUGUCUGAAGCUGUAGGCUGUGUGUCCUAACGUGUCCCGCUUCCCCAUCCUGCUCGGGAUACGUUUCAUCCUGGAAAGGAGCGCUAUGGCCCUUCUCCACGUGCAGACUGCGAGGAGACCCCUCUGCCUGCGGCAUCAGGCAGGCUGGGAGCUGGGAUUUGCACCUGAAUCCAGCUUUUCCAGUGUCAUCGUGUGAAUCAAGAUUAGUAGGAUUGUGAACCUGGAUGCUCAGGUCGCUUGAAAUUUUGAGUUGUCGGCACAAUCGGGUGUUACUACACCAUGAAUAGAAACUCUGCCCAAGUUGUGCAUAGGCCUGAAUAUGUUUAAAAUAGGCGUAGGAGCAUAAAUGACUUCAUUAUGGCUGUGCUGAAGUUUGGGAGCUUGAAAAGACACAUCCAGCUGAAAGUCAUUGCUAUUGAUGAACAGCUGAGAGUCGUUUAUGAGGAUAAUGUUCAUUUUGAUAAAGACCUUCCGGAAUUUAAGACUCAAGGUGGAGUCUAUAUUCACAGUGACAGACUGACAGUCACUUCUCCUGUGCUAAUGUGGGUCAAGGCUCUGGAUAUGAUUUUGGAAAAGAUGAAGUCUUCGGGCUUUAACUUCUGUCAAGUCAGAGCUUUGUCUGGUGCUGGCCAGCAACAUGGGAGUGUGUACUGGAAAAAAGGAAGCAUCCAAAUUUUAAAGAAUGCAUCAUCCAAACUGCCUCUACAUCAGUCACUAAAGGCUUGUUUUUCUGUCAGUAACAGCCCCAUCUGGAUGGAUUCUAGCACAGCUUCCCAGUGCAGCGCUCUGGAGAAAGCCGUGGGGGGAGCACAGCACCUAGCGAGUGUUACUGGUUCUCGAGCCUAUGAGCGUUUUACAGGAAACCAGAUAGCAAAGAUUUACAGCCAGAAUCCUGAAGUCUACAUGCAAACUGAGAGAAUCUCUUUGGUUAGUAGUUUUGCAGCUUCCCUUUUCCUAGGAGCUUAUGCACCCAUUGAUUACAGUGAUGGUUCUGGUAUGAACUUGCUGCAGAUUUGGGAAAAGGUAUGGUCAGUGUCCUGCCUUAAUGCUUGUGCACCUGGAUUAGAGGAGAAACUAGGAUGCCCUGUACCAUCCCAUUCAGUCCUGGGGCCCAUUUCUCCAUAUUAUAGUCAGCGUUAUGGGUUUAGCCCAGACUGUAAAAUAGUAGCAUUUACAGGAGACAAUCCAGCAUCAUUGGCAGGGAUGAGACUUCAAGAAGGAGAUAUUGCAAUUAGCCUUGGCACGAGUGACACAUUGUUUCUGUGGAUCCAAGAACCAACUCCUGCCUUAGAAGGUCAUAUACUCUGCAAUCCUGUUGAUUCUCAAACAUAUAUGGCACUUCUAUGUUUUAAGAACGGCUCUCUGAUGAGAGAGAGGAUCAGAGAUGAUUGUGCUUCAGGCUCCUGGGAUGAAUUCUCUAAAGCCUUAUCAUCUACUGUUGCUGGAAACAAUGGAAACUUGGGUUUCUACUUUGAUGUGAUGGAAAUUACUCCUGAAGCAGUUGGGAUUCACAGAUUCAACAGAGACAACCAAAAGGUUUCAGACUUUCCAAAGGAGGUGGAAAUACGAGCACUGAUUGAAGGGCAGUUCAUGGCCAAGAGGAUUCAUGCUGAAAAGCUGGGAUAUAAAGUCAUGCCCAGAACAAGGAUUUUGGCUACUGGUGGCGCAUCCCACAAUAAAAAGAUCUUACAGGUCCUGUCUGAUGUGUUCAACGCACCAGUGUACACUAUCGAUACCGCCAACUCUGCUUGUUUAGGAAGUGCUUACAGAGCAAUUCAUGGGCUUGUAGCCGAGAUGAAUGUGUCCUUGGCUGAUGUUGUGAAAUUAGCACCGGAGCCUAGAUUGGCUGUUACACCAACCACUGGGGCUGAGGAGCUCUAUCGUCCACUUCUAAAAAGAUAUGCUGCACUUGAACAGAAGGUUAUCUACAACCCAACCUCUUCUUGUCUUGCGAAAUAGAAGCAAACAAAAUUUAUAAGUCGGCUGAAGAGUGGACUCCCAAGGAGAAGAUCAGAAAGAUUUGCUCAGAAUUUACUGGAGUUGUUUAAAUCAUUUUGUUCCUCUUCAUAGACAAAUAAUUUUUAAAUGUCUGCGUUUGAGCGUGUUGGUGGAAAAAAUUACACUGUGAUUUAAAACCUGAUUAGAAAAGCAUCAUAUUGC
Messenger RNA from Harpia harpyja (harpy eagle), 2517 nucleotides. RefSeq names its product xylulokinase (gene XYLB). Bases 715 to 2316 code for a protein of 533 amino acids. The record is from RefSeq and is a predicted model, not a curated record. The transcript has 19 exons. Gene Ontology annotation, biological process: xylulose metabolic process; D-xylose metabolic process. Lineage: Eukaryota; Metazoa; Chordata; Aves; Accipitriformes; Accipitridae. Gene Ontology annotation, cellular component: cytosol. Gene Ontology annotation, molecular function: D-xylulokinase activity.